Messenger RNA from Budorcas taxicolor (takin), 2028 nucleotides. It is a transcript of the gene ZNF146, whose product is annotated as zinc finger protein 146. Lineage: Eukaryota; Metazoa; Chordata; Mammalia; Artiodactyla; Bovidae. The coding region runs from base 160 to 1038 and encodes 292 amino acids. Gene Ontology annotation, biological process: regulation of transcription by RNA polymerase II. The transcript has a single exon. The record is from RefSeq and is a predicted model, not a curated record. Gene Ontology annotation, molecular function: RNA polymerase II cis-regulatory region sequence-specific DNA binding; DNA-binding transcription factor activity, RNA polymerase II-specific.
UCGAACCUUAUCUCUUACUCUACAUUUGAAAGGCCAUACACAGAGAAGCCCAGCACAUGUAAGAAAUGUGGAAAUACCUUCAGCUAAAAGUAAAUUUUCAUUCAUCAAAAAAUUCAUACAGGAAAGAAACCUUGUGAAUGUGGGAAAGCUUCCAUUCAGAUGUCACACCUCAGUCAGCAGAGAAUUUGUAGUGGGGAAAACCCCUUUGCCUGUAAGGUAUGUGGGAAAAUCUUCAGCCACAAAUCAACUCUUACUGAGCAUGAGCAUUUUCAUAAUAGAGAGAAACCUUUUGAAUGUAAUGAAUGUGGAAAAGCAUUCAGCCAAAAGCAGUAUGUCAUUAAACAUCAGAACACCCAUACUGGAGAGAAGCUUUUUGAAUGUAAUGAAUGUGGAAAAUCCUUUAGCCAGAAGGAAAACCUUCUUACCCAUCAGAAAAUUCACACUGGAGAAAAACCUUUUGAGUGUAAGGACUGUGGGAAAGCUUUCAUUCAGAAGUCAAACCUCAUCAGGCACCAGAGAACUCACACAGGAGAGAAGCCCUUUAUAUGUAAGGAGUGUGGGAAAACCUUCAGUGGCAAAUCAAACCUUACUGAGCAUGAGAAAAUUCAUAUCGGAGAGAAACCCUUCAAGUGUAAUGAAUGUGGAACAGCUUUUGGUCAGAAGAAGUACCUCAUAAAACAUCAAAAUAUUCACACUGGAGAGAAACCUUAUGAAUGUAAUGAAUGUGGAAAAGCCUUCUCUCAGCGAACAUCACUUAUUGUACAUGUGAGAAUUCAUUCAGGUGAUAAGCCGUAUGAAUGCAAUGUAUGUGGAAAAGCCUUCUCUCAAAGUUCAUCUCUUACUGUACAUGUGAGAAGCCAUACAGGUGAGAAACCCUAUGGUUGUAAUGAGUGUGGGAAAGCUUUCUCGCAGUUCUCAACCCUUGCUCUACAUUUGAGAAUACACACAGGUAAGAAGCCUUAUCAGUGUAGUGAAUGUGGGAAAGCUUUCAGCCAGAAGUCACACCACAUUAGACACCAGAAAAUUCAUACCCAUUAAAAUCCUGUGGAUAUCAUGAAAGGUGUUCAUCAGGAAUUUACACCUUAUAACACAUCAGAAAUAAUCAUUCUGAAGGAAGGCAUCACAAAUGAGGGAAGCAAAAGCUAAAAACUUAAAGGACACCAGAGAAUUCAUCUUGAAGAGAAAGACAUUUGUGUGAUUAAAAUCCUGUAUCCAAUAAAAAACAUACUGCAAAGGUAAUACUGAAAACUUUAGAUGCAUUUCCACUAAAAUUGGGAGUGGAAAACAUUUUUAUGAUUGCCAUCUGCAUGAAUUUGGAGAUAUUCACCAGUGUAAUAAAAACAAAGCUAUAAGUAUUAGAAAGAAAGAGACUUCUAUGGUAUUGAUUUAGCAGAACAGAAGAGAUUCUGCAAAAACCUAUGCAUUUAUUAGAAUUUAUAAUAUAGAAAAGGCAUCAGGAGCUGAGAAGCUAAUGAGACUAUUUUAAAAAGUGCUUUGGAGGUAAUUUGUUCUCCAAGGGGGGGAAAAAUAAAACAUGAACUAUACACAAAGAUAAGGGGAUUGGGUUAAAAGCAGAAGUAUGAGAAAGCUAUAUAGUAAAAUGGUUAUGACCUUGGGAAUGGGAAACAUUCCUUAUGGAAAUUGAAAAAUAUCUAGCAAUUCUACUCUGAGUUUGUAUGCUCAGGAAAUUAUGUACCAGACUAUUUACUGUGGCAUGAUUUGUAGUACUCAUUAAUUGGAAACAAAUGCGCAUCAGGAACAAAAUGGAAAAUACUUAUGAUGGAAUAAUGUAUAUCUGUAAAGUGUAAUAAAUGAGAUCUAUAUGUAUUAGAAAGAUCUCAAAAGUCAUGUUGAGGGGGAAAGAAAGUUGCAGAAUGACAUAAUACGAUGACAUUUUUGUAAAUUUGAAUGAAAACUUCCUCACAGAAUUUCAGUGCUAUAUAUUGGUAAUGGAUACAUAACAUGUAUGUAUGUUUUUUAAGUGUUUUUGAAAUGGGUUGGAAGGAUACAGACCAAACUCUUGAUAGU